This is a messenger RNA of Daktulosphaira vitifoliae (grape phylloxera), 2273 nucleotides long. RefSeq names its product soluble guanylate cyclase 89Db-like. The coding region runs from base 75 to 2006 and encodes 643 amino acids. Gene Ontology annotation, cellular component: guanylate cyclase complex, soluble. Lineage: Eukaryota; Metazoa; Arthropoda; Insecta; Hemiptera; Phylloxeridae. The transcript is spliced from 11 exons. Gene Ontology annotation, molecular function: oxygen sensor activity; guanylate cyclase activity; heme binding. Gene Ontology annotation, biological process: nitric oxide-cGMP-mediated signaling; cGMP biosynthetic process; response to oxygen levels. The record is from RefSeq and is a predicted model, not a curated record.
UUUUAUAAUGCGCGAAUAGCGGUUUAUAUAUUGUUCCAUUAAGUGUGUAAGUAAAUAUUAGUUCAAAGUGCAUAAUGUACGGAAUGUUAUUAGAAAGUGUCCAACAUUUUAUUCAGCUUGAAUAUGGAGAAAAUGCUUGGCGUCAAGUUGUUCGUUUGGCUAAAUGUAAAUGGUAUGAGUUUAAUACGCAUCAUAUUUAUCCGGAUACUUUGAUACCUCAACUAGCAGAAGCUGCUGCUCGACUGUUAACUGAUCCAGAAAAUCAAGAAAACAAAGAACCUACAGCUGAAUGUUUUAUGAGAUACUUCGGGAGGUGUUUUGUGAGGUUCUUCAGUAACUUAGGAUAUGACGCACCAAUCAGAGCAACUGGACGAUAUUUCUGUGAGUUUCUUAAAAAUGUAGAUAAUCUACACUUACAAAUGCGGUUUUCUUAUCCAAAAAUGAAGAGUCCAUCUAUGUAUAUGUCACACGUCGACCGAAAUGGAUGUGUACUUGUCUAUAGAAGUACCAGACAAGGCUUCACACAAUAUUUUAUGGGUCAAUUAGAUGAAAUCGCUAAUGAUGUGUAUCACACAAACCUUAAAAUACGUAUCCUCCAAGAAGAAUACACUAGUGCUUCACAAAUGCCGACUGGCUGUCAAAAUAUUCUUGUAAAGUAUAGAUUAGAAUUUGACAACAGUGCAUACAUCGACCAAAAUGCUGCUGUGUAUGCAUUUGAUAGACUCCAAUUACCAUCUAUACCUAUAAGUGUAUUGCUGCGGUUGUUUCCGUUCGGUGUGGUUAUUGGUCGAGAUAUACGUAUUAUGGAUGUCGGUGAAAAAUUACUUGGUGUAUGGGGUUUCACAUUGGAAGAUGUACGUGGUCACCUGCUGGUUGAACAUUUGAUUCUAAGAAGACCUAGAGACAUACCCUUUACCUGGACUAACCUUAUGUAUUUAACAUCUGUUACUUUUGAACUCGAAGUACUCCGAAGCACACAUGCCUUAAUGAAUACCAGAAAUACUUCUAAAGUCGAAAAAAAAUCAGUAAAUCCAUUGCCUCCAACAUUGGACCGGAGAGGUAGUUAUGGUUCAAGGAGUAUUUUGCUCAAAGGACAAAUGAGACAUUUCAAAGAAAUCGAUGUUGUUGUAUUUUUGUGUAGUCCUGUAGUCAAUAAUUUAGAUGAAUUACAAGCUAUGAGUUUAUACUUAAACGAUUUGAACUUACACGGUUUAAGCAGAGAACUAGUUUUAGCUGGAUGGCAACAUUGUUCACGCUUAGAGCUCAUGUUUGAAAGAGCGGAACAAUGGUCACAGGAUCUAGAAGAUAAUUAUGAACAGUUAGAUAGAUGGAAGAGAAAAGGUGAUUCAUUACUAUAUUCUAUGCUUCCAAAAAGCGUGGCUGACCAAUUACAAAAUGGACAUAGCACAAUGGAAACUUGUAAAACAUUCAAUAUGGUAUCCGUAAUGUUUUGUGAAGUCGAAGGCUUAAAUCCUUUAUCAUCAAUUCAAGGUGUAAUGUGUGUUGUCGAAUGUAUGAACACAGUAUUUAGUUGUUUUGAUUCUCUGACGGAUCGGUUUCAUGUUUACAAGGUAGAAACUGUCAAUCAAGUAUACAUGGCGGUUAGUGGUGCUCCAGAGUAUACAGAAGAACAUGCUCGCAAUGUCACUGACCUCAGUUUAGAAUUUACUGAUAACAUAAGAGAAUUGCCAUUUCCAUGCAAUUUAAGAAUAACUAUAAAAAUUGGUAUUCAUUCAGGACCUGUUGUAGCUGGAGUAGUAGGUAUGAAACUACCACGUUAUUGUUUAUUUGGCGAUACCGUCAAUACCGCAUCGAGAAUGCAGACAACCAGUGAGCCUGGCAAAAUUCACUUAUCAAAUACAACUAAACAGCUGUUACCACCAGACGCAUAUAUAUUAUCUCCAAGAGGAAUGGUUACAGUUAAGGGAAAAGGAGAAAUGGAAACAUUUUGGGUUCAAAAGAAAUCAGAAACAUCAUUGCUGUUUACUAAAAGAUGUAGUGUUUAGACUAAAUGAUUGCAAAAAGGUUUUAACCUUACACUUUUUUUUAAUCGAUUAUAUUUAAUAUUAUAUUUGUGUACCUAAAUUAAUUUUAACUCAUAAUUUAAAUUUUUCAACUGAAAUAUUAAAAAUACUUAGUAAUUUAGUAAUAUAUAAUUACGUCUGUUAAAAUGUCAAGGGUAUAAUGUAUAUUUAUACAACACUUAACAUAUAAUACAAUACAUGAUUACAAAACAUAAAAUAUAAAUUACUUUUAUGUUUUUAUACACUAAU